AUGCGUGUUCCUGAAAACGUCAGUGCUCUGCACAAGCGCACAGUAAAAAGUACAGGGCCCGUGGGAACAACACAGGGCACACAUCUCAAGACCAACACAACUCGAUAUAAACAGACCAGGAGGAAACCAGUAAGUGGGGUCUGGUCAGGCACCCGCAGCCCCAGCAAGCAGCUUGGGGGUAUUAAACUGAGUGGAGAUGCCAUGGGGCUGCCCCUAAGGCCGCGGCCAUCUUUCUUCCGGGAAGAGGCGGAUCAGGAACGGCGGGCGCGACCUCACCGCGACGACGCUGGCGCCGCCAUCUUUCCUCCGGGCGGAAGUGGCCGCGCGGCCCCCUCCCGGACAACCAAUGAGCAGGGCACGCGUGCCCACGUGACAGGCGGACACGUGACAGGCAGCGCCUGGCCCUCCGCCUCCGCCGCCGGUCGACGCGGCCUGCGCGCCGGCUUCGGGACCUCGGGGGCGCUUCCCGCACGCGCGCGGGCCAUGAAGCUGCUGCGGCGCGCGUGGCGGCACCGGACGGCGCUGGGGUGGGGCACGGGCGGCCUGGGCGCCGAGGAGCGGCGCGCGCUGGAGCGCGAGCAGGCGCGGCACGGCGACCUGCUGCUGCUGCCCGCGCUGCGCGACGCGUACGAGAACCUCACGGCCAAGGUGCUGGCCAUGCUGGCCUGGCUAGACGAGCACGUGGCCUUCGAGUUCGUGCUCAAGGCAGACGACGAUUCGUUCGCGCGGCUGGACGCGCUGCUGGCGGAGCUGCGCGCGCGCGACCCCGCGCGUCGCCGCCGCCUCUACUGGGGCUUCUUUUCGGGCCGCGGCCGCGUCAAGCCUGGGGGCCGCUGGCGCGAGGCCGCCUGGCAGCUCUGUGACUACUACCUCCCGUACGCCCUGGGCGGCGGCUACGUGCUCUCGGCCGACCUGGUGCGCUACCUGCGCCUCAGCCGGGAGUACCUGCGCGCGUGGCACAGCGAGGACGUGUCCCUGGGCGCCUGGCUGGCGCCGGUGGACGUCCAGCGCGAGCACGACCCGCGCUUCGACACCGAGUACAAGUCCCGCGGCUGCAACAACCAGUACCUGGUGACGCACAAGCAGAGCCUGGAGGACAUGCUGGAGAAGCACCAGACCCUGACGCGAGAGGGCCGCCUGUGCAAGCAGGAGGUGCAGCUGCGCCUCUCCUACGUCUACGACUGGUCCGCGCCUCCGUCCCAGUGCUGUCAGAGGAAGGAGGGCAUCCCCUGAGCUGCAGCCGCGGCUGACCUACCGCACGCCACAUGGCGCUUCAGGGAGGCCAGGACAUGCCUCAGGAGGUGGCCACCGCAGCCAGUCAUUCGGGGUCCUGUGGGGCACCUGCUGAGGGGGCCUCCCACUGGCCUUACACGGGCAAAGCUGGAAGGCUCUGGCUAGUUCCCCGGAAUGAGUCCAGCCUUCAAGGGGGCCGGGUGUAUGUGGCGACCGGUGGGGUUUUCAGGCAGGUGCCAAGCGGCGGUGGACAGCUCCUAGGUCCCAGUCCUGGUGGGCACCCAGGCCUGUGCACCCCAGUGACCACCAUGGGGCCUCACUCCAGACCAUCUUAUUCUGGGUCUGGGAGACCCGUGGGUCUUGCCAGGACAACACAUGAUGUCCAGAUAGAAAUGUCCUGUCCCUGGAUUUCAGCCAGCAUGGGCCUAGGUUGGGAAGGUGCCCAGCUUUGAGUGUGACGCAGGCAGCAGUGGCUUGCAGCCCUGCCCCAGCCGGUGCACUUGCUGGCUUCUCCCAAGGUAGAGGAGAGCAGCCAGAGGCUGGAGCCGACAGGCACUUGCAGACCCUGACCUCAAAGAAAGAAUCUGGACUUGUUCAGGGGUAGGGACUGUGUCACGUCCUGCAUCCUGUGUUGACCGUCCACCUAGGAAAUCGCUACACCAAGAGCUGUGGCCGCAGGGAACUGACCCGAGGGCCCUUGCAUGUUGGAACUUAACUGUGUGUUGCGUUCCAGUGGCUUUUAUCAGAAUCACUGUAGAUUUGUUGGGUUGGGUUGCCGCCUUUUAUGUUCCAUGUUGGUGUCAUUUGUCAUGUGGCAGUCUCAGAUUUCACUGUGUGUCAUGUUAAUUAGCUUCAGUGGUAUUUUGGUCUGUGUUGCUUUAGAGUGAAUUUGUGAUAAAUGUAACAGCGCUAGUCUGUGACUUAUAAAUAUUGUAAAUUUGUGUAGAUAAGAGUUUAAGUUAGGAGUGUGUGGGUCUCAGUAUUUUUUAAAUUAUUUAAGGGAAGACUUUUCUAUCAGACCUUGGGCUUUGUGGAUUAAUCUGUUUUUAUGGCUUGAGUUGUAGACCCGUUACUGCCUGUGUGUUUAAAUGUGGAAGAAUUCU
Molecule: messenger RNA, 2336 nt
Organism: Ailuropoda melanoleuca (giant panda)
Lineage: Eukaryota; Metazoa; Chordata; Mammalia; Carnivora; Ursidae
Gene: B3GALT6
Product: beta-1,3-galactosyltransferase 6
Exons: 3
Coding region: 1-1233 (410 amino acids)
Biological process (GO): glycosaminoglycan biosynthetic process; protein O-linked glycosylation
Cellular component (GO): Golgi membrane
Molecular function (GO): galactosylxylosylprotein 3-beta-galactosyltransferase activity
Source: RefSeq, a predicted model, not a curated record